AGUAGUCCAUAAUCCAAUUUUCAGACGGCCGAGUGAGGAAGAAGAAGAAGUCGCCGGAAAACAGUGAAGAAGAAGCCGGAAAACUGAUCAAUGGCCGGCGUCGGAGAACCUCAAAGAAGACAAGGUAGACCAUAUCAACCAUCUAGAGGUCCUCCCGGUCCACCAGCAAGAGGCGGUCCUCGUUUUGAACCUGUUGAUCGUGAGAAGACUUGUCCUUUGUUGCUUCGAGUUUUUACAAAGACUGGAAGUCAUCACAGUGAUGAAGAUUUCGCUGUGAGAGGCAAAGAGCCAAAAGAUGAAGUGCAGAUAUAUACAUGGAAGGAUGCCACCCUUCGCGAGUUAACCGACUUGGUCAAAGAGGUAGCACCCGAGGCAAGAAAAAGAGAAGCUAAUCUGUCAUUCGCCUUUGUUUAUCCAGAUAAACAUGGGCGUUUUGUGGUCAAAGAGGUUGGGAGGACUCAUUCAUAUCCAAAUGUAAGGAGACCUGAUAAUGGUAGCAAGGCAUUAGGUGACCUUGGUUUCCAGAUUGGAGAUUAUUUGGACGUGGCUAUUCAGUAACCGCUAUUUCAGAGAGUAUGUAUUCACAAGACUACUUCAUUUUCGACUUAAAUGUUUGUAAAACAAAAACACUGUAUUUCUGUUAUUUUCUCUUCUCUUUCGGAUACCAGUAUGCAUGUGAAAAUGGGUUGAACUUUA
Impatiens glandulifera is the source of this 696-nucleotide messenger RNA. Its product is annotated as histone deacetylase complex subunit SAP18-like. Gene Ontology annotation, molecular function: transcription factor binding; transcription corepressor activity. Gene Ontology annotation, cellular component: nucleus. Gene Ontology annotation, biological process: negative regulation of DNA-templated transcription. The record is from RefSeq and is a predicted model, not a curated record. The coding region runs from base 91 to 558 and encodes 155 amino acids. The transcript has 6 exons. NCBI's taxonomy places the organism in Eukaryota, Viridiplantae, Streptophyta, Magnoliopsida, Ericales, Balsaminaceae.